Haemorhous mexicanus (house finch) is the source of this 1059-nucleotide messenger RNA. RefSeq names its product epidermal differentiation-specific protein-like. The coding region runs from base 1 to 1059 and encodes 352 amino acids. The record is from RefSeq and is a predicted model, not a curated record. Gene Ontology annotation, molecular function: structural constituent of eye lens. The transcript has a single exon. Gene Ontology annotation, biological process: lens development in camera-type eye; visual perception. NCBI's taxonomy places the organism in Eukaryota, Metazoa, Chordata, Aves, Passeriformes, Fringillidae.
AUGAACCGGAUCACAGUGUAUGAGCGCGCCGACUUUGAGGGGCUGAGCCGAGAGUUCACCUGCGACGUGCCUGACCUGCACGAGCUGGAUUUUGGGAACUGCAUCGCCUCCCUGAAGGUGGAGGGGCAGCCGUGGAUUGCCUACACGGACCCCAAAUACGAGGGAGAGCCACACGCCUUCGAGGAGGGCGAGUACCCCUCUGUGGAUCGGCCCAACAGCUUCUCAGCACUGCGCCUCGUGCACCAUGACCUGGGGGACCCCCAGAUCACCCUCUACGAGCACCCCAACUUUCAAGGUGCCUGCAAGGUGGUGACAGAGGAGACCAACUUGGCGUAUGGGUACUUCAACGACCGGGUUGCCUCCCACAUGGUGCAGCGAGGCGUCUGGCUGCUCUACCAGCAUCCCGGCCGGGGAGGCUGGCACUGCCUGGCGUGGCCUGGCGAGCAUCUCGCCGACUACAAACUGGAGCUGAACUUUCAGUCUCGGCUGUCCCACCUGCGCCCACUACGGCCUGGGAGGCCCCUGGUCUCAGCACGUCUCCUCUGGGAACAGAAGCGGGUGGAGGAAGAGCGGGAGGUGCUGGUGGAUGAGAUUGAGGGGGUGAACGAAACAGAGUCAGAGCAGGCGCUGGCGGCCAGCAGCAGCCGGGAGUACGGCACCACACUCUGGCAGAGCUUCCACUUCAGCAAUGCCACCAGCCUCAAAGCCGGGCUCUCCUUCACGCUGACCGUGGAAGCCUCCAACAUCUUUACGGUUCAGAAAGGGCGCAGCGAAAGCAGCACUCGCCGGCAGCGCGUGGAGGUGCAGCUGCCAGCGAAGAUCCCCCCGCGCACAGCUCUCAGCAUCCAAGUCCUUCGGAAGGAGGUGACGCUCUCCGUGCCAGUCCUGCUCACCAUCACCCAGAACGAGAGCGUUCGUACGGAGAUGGGCGAAUACCGCAGCGUCUCAGGUACCAAUGUCAGUGCCCGCUAUAGCUUAAAGCCACUGCCAGCUACGGGCAGGGAGCAGGCGGCCACCAAGGGGACAGACACAGUUCCUGGCACCAGGAUGGAACCAUAG